AUGUAUGCGAUGUUUACUAGUGGAGAGGGUGCUCAGUACUUGCGUGUUCCGCCCGACCCGGGCAUUCAGGCCAGCCCCGCUGCUGCUCUAGGUGCUAGUGUGUCUGCUUCCACAGGUACUACUGCAGCUGCUGCUCUAGGUGCUUGUGCGUCUGUGCCCCCUGGUACUGAGUCAACUGCAGCACUGCACACCUUCACACUGGACUCAGGUGCUUCUCGCUCUUUCUUUCGUGACCGCACUGUCCUUGAGCCUCUAGCUCGGCCGGUUGCUGUCUCUCUUGCUGACCCCUCUGGGGGUCCGGUCCUUGCGACCUCCUCCACCACCCUUCCGUGUCCAGCGGUUCCGUCCGGCACGCUCUCAGGUCUCUACCUCCCCUCGUUCUCCACGAACUUGGUGGCAGGUAGUGCGCUCCAGGACGGGGGUGUUCACCAGUUCACCCCUGCCUACGAGCGUGUGACUCACUGCACAUGUGCUCGGACGGGCCGCCACCUAGCUACUUUCACUCGAGAGCCGGGGUCGGAUCUGUACACACUGACCACUGAGUCCCCUCAGGUAGCUGCGUCUGCGUCAGCGUCAGGUCAGCUGUCCGCCCCCUGCUCGUGUCGCUCUCUGGCGAACGACACCGUCCUCUGGCACCACCGCCUUGGUCACCCGUCUGUGCAGCGCCUGCGGGCCAUGCACAAACGGGACCUUGUUGCUGGUCUUCCCAGGGUGCUCCCUCCCCUUCCUGACUCCCCUGCUCCUGACUGCAUUCCCUGUGUCGAGGGGCGGCAGCGCGCCGCUCCUCACUCCUCCUCCUUUCCCCCGACGACAGCUCCCCUGCAGACGCUCCACAUGGACGUGUGGGGCCCAGCCCGCGUCCGUGGUCAGGGUCAGGAGAGAUACUUCCUGAUAGUUGUUGACGACUACUCGCGCUACACCACGGUCUUCCCCUUGCGCGCCAAGGGUGACGUCCCUGGUGUUUUGAUCCCCUGGAUCAGCCGAGCCCGUCUCCAGCUAGGCGAGCGCUUUCACUCGGACUUUCCUGUCCUGCGCUUGCACUCUGACAGAGGUGGUGAGUUUGCCUCCGACCUCUUGGCAGCCUACUGUGCUGAGCACGGCAUUGAGCAGUCGUACACGCUUCCGGCCUCUCCACAGCAGAAUGGGGUCGCUGAGCGCCGCAUUGGCUUGGUCAUGGAGGUCGCUCGUACCUCCCUGACCCAUGCGGCUGCUCCCCACUUUCUGUGGCCGUUUGCGGUCCGGUACGCAGCGCAUCAGCUCAACCUCUGGCCCCGUGUCUCCUUGCCGGAGACUUCCCCGACUCUACGGUGGACGGGAGAGGUUGGCGAUGCGUCGCGUUUCCGGGUCUGGGGAUCUCGAGCUUUUGUCCGCGAUACGUCCGCGGACAAGCUCUCGCGUCGCGCUGUUCCCUGUGUCUUUCUUGGCUUUGUUCCCGACGCGCCUGGAUGGCAGUUUUACCACGUCACCUCGCGCCGGGUUCUGGCCUCUCAGGACGUCACUUUUGACGAGUCCGUCCCCUUCUACCGCCUCUUCCCCUACCGCACUGCCCCGCUCCCCCCCCCGCCUCUCUUCCUCGCUCCAGGUGCUGAGGUACCAGACCCCCUCCCCCCUCAGGGUGCCGCUCCCUCAGGUGUGUCCCAGGUAGACCCGGGUGAGCCUGUCGAGGUAGCUGUUGACUCGCGUCCUGCGUCUGGGGGUGCUGAGCCUGGGAGUACUGCGUCUGAGGGUGCGGAGCCUGGGGGUGCUGAGCCUGGAGGUGCGGAGCCUGGGGGUGCUGAGCCUGGAGGUGCGGAGCCUGGAGGUACGGAGCCUGGAGGUGCGGAGCCUGGAGGUACUGAGCCUGGGGGUGCUGAGCCUGGACGUGCUGAGACUGGGGGUGCUGAGUCUGGGGGUGCUGAGCCUGAGCGUGCUCCACCUGGAGGAGCCCUCUCCUCCCAGCAGCUGCAGGAGAGGUACCUCGAGUACUGCCGCCUCCGGAGAGGUGCUUCUGGAGCUCGUCCCGGUACUUCCCCUCCUACCCAGGAGCUCCCCCCCAUUCAGGUGAUCCGCGAGUGGUACACGCGGCGCUGCAGUCUUCGUAGUGGUGCUCCUGGUGCUGCGGACCCGAGCGGUGGUGCUGUUGCUGGUGCUGAGGACCCGGGGGCUGGAGCUGCUGCUGGUGCUGAGGACCCGGGCGUUGGAGCUGCUGCUGGUGCUGAGGACCCGACCGGUGGCGCUGCUGCUGGUGCUGAGGACCUGACCAGUGGCCCUGCUGCUGGUGCUGAGGACCCGGGCGUUGGAGCUCCUACUGGUGCUGAGGACCCGGGCGUUGGAGCUGCUGCUGGUGCUGAGGACUCGGGCGUUGGGGCUGCCACUGGUGUCCCUGCUGCUUCUGGAGACGCUGCGCGGCCGCGACCGUACUUCGUACCGCUCCUUCAGCAGGUUCUUGGUCAGGCUCCUCCUCCUUCCUCCGUCGAGUGUCCUCUGCCUGUCCAGCCGCAGUCACAGUUACCGCCUGCCUCGCCUCUCCCUGCUCCCUCCCCUUACGCUGGUCCCACAGGAGGUCUUACAGAGCGUCGUGAGCCUGAGUCUCGUCCUGCGUCGCCUGUUCGUACUGCUCGCACUGGUCGUCGUGUCCCACGUGAGCGUCCUCCUCCUGUCCCUGGCACUCACUACAUGACUCUGCGUCCCUCCACUGCUCCGCAGCGUGUCCCGCUGCCGUCUCCUCCUGCGUCCUCUCUUCCUACUCUUCCUGACCCGGAGUCUGACUCCCGUCGUGCUGCCAGUCCCACUGUUACGCGUCUCCUCGCUACAGUUGUCACUGACCCGACCUUUGAGUCCUCUGCUGCGUCUGCUCUGGUCGCUGAGUUGGUUGACUUUGCUGCUCGCUGUCGCCUAGACUACGCUGCCAGCCUUGUCGCUAGGUCUGAGUCUGCGUCUGCCUGUCCUCCGUCCGUCGGGGGUGAGUGUGCCCUCGGCACGGACGUCCUUGAGGACAGACAGGAGGAGUUCCACUGCCUUGCUGCUGCUUUGCCCCGUCUCGUGUCCUUACUAGUUGCCCCUGAGGGAGACCCGGAUGCACCAGACAUCCCGACCCCACGCUCUUACGCUGAGGCGAUGGCGGGUCCCUACUCCUCUCAGUGGCAGACAGCCAUGGACGCAGAGAUGGCCUCCUGGAAGUCCACAGGCACCUACGUAGACGAGGUUCCCCCUCCUGGGGCGAACAUCGUUAGUGGCAUGUGGAUUUUCAGGGUGAAGCGGCCGCCGGGUUCUCCACCUGUCUUCAAGGCGCGCUACGUGGCUCGAGGCUUCAGUCAGCGAGAGGGAGUAGACUUCUUUCAGACCUUCUCCCCCACCCCGAAGAUGACCACUCUUCGGGUGCUGCUGCACAUAGCCGCUCACCGCGACUACGAGCUUCACUCUCUUGACUUCAGCACUGCUUUCUUGCAGGGCAGCCUGCACGAGGAGAUCUGGCUGCGCCGCCCCCCUGGCUUCACUGGGUCAGUUCCUCCUGGCACCCAGUGGAGGCUUCAGCGGCCGGUCUACGGUCUCCGCCAGGCGCCACGUGAGUGGCACGACACACUGAGGACGACACUUGCGGCUCUUGGGUUCGCUCCCUCUACUGCUGACCCGUCGCUGUUUCUACGCACCGACACCUCGCUGCCGCCGUUCUACAUCCUCGUGUACGUCGACGACUUGGUCUUUGCCACUGCUGACACCGCGGCACUCGCUCACGUGAAGUCGGAGCUGCAGAGGAGACACACGUGCACAGACCUGGGUGAGCUGACGAGCUAUCUUGGCUUGCGGAUCACCCGGGACAGAGCACGGCGCACCAUCACCCUGACUCAGUCACACAUGGUGCAGCAGGUUCUCCAGCGCUUCCGCUUCACGUACUCCUCGCCUCAGUCCACUCCUCUGCCUACCGGUCACUCGCUCUCAGCUCUGCCUUCGGAUGAGUCCGUAGAGCCGAGUGGCCCGUAUCCAGAGCUUGUGGGCUGCCUCAUGUACCUGAUGACCUGCACUCGACCUGACCUUGCAUACCCUCUUAGCAUCCUAGCACGCUAUGUCGCUCCUGGCCGUCACCGGAAGGAGCACAUGGAUGCUGCUAAGAGGGUGUUGCGCUACUUGUGCAGUACGUCGGGCAUGGGGCUUGUGCUUGGAGGGCGAGACCGGGUUGUUCUCACAGGGCACUCAGACGCUUCUUGGGCAGACGACCAGGCUACUCAGCGGUCGUCCCAGGGUUACACCUUCAGCCUUGGCUCUGGCUUAGUUUCUUGGCGUUCUACUCGCUCUUCUUCUGUUCUCAGCUCCAGUUGUGAGGCUGAGAUCUACGCCACAGCCAUGGCUGCUCAGGAGCUACGUUGGCUGACCUACCUGCUGACCGACCUCGGAGAGCGGCCUCGUUCUCCUCCAGUGCUGUACGUCGACAACAAGGCUGCCAUUGCCUUGUGUGAGGAGCACAGACUGGAGCACAGAACGAAGCACAUCGCUCUGCGGUACUUCCUUGCUCGAGAGCUGCAGCAGCGUGGUCAGCUUUGUCUGCGUUACGUGGCCACGGAGGCCAACACUGCUGAUGUGUUCACCAAGGCGCUUCAGCCUUGUGACCAUCAGCGCUUUUGCACUCUGCUAGGCCUUGUACCCACUGGGCCUCACUUGCUUACCUCUUGA
This is a messenger RNA of Closterium sp. Yama58-4, 4647 nucleotides long. The record is from the annotation of a GenBank genome assembly. Lineage: Eukaryota; Viridiplantae; Streptophyta; Zygnematophyceae; Desmidiales; Closteriaceae.